CCUGCUACAAUCUUUGAACCAGUUUCUCCUAUAAAAGAGGCUCCAGGGACAACAUUCAUUCCUGUGACAGACCUCGAGCCUGUUACUUUUAGAACCGAGACCCCUGCAACAACCUUAGCUACCAAAACAUCAAAAAGAACCCGCCCUCCACGUCCCAGAAUUAAAACUACGCCGAGCCCUCAGGCACCCGAGACCAAACCCGCUUCCAAAACAUCACAACGGACACGUCGUCCACGUCUCAGAACAAAAACCACACCACGUCCUGAAGCACCUGAAUCCAAACCAGUUCCUACUGCAGAGCUCAAACCUGUGACACUCAGAACUGAGACCUGGGUGACAACACAAGCUCCUAAAACAUCACAACGAACUCGUCGUCCACGUCCCAAACCUAAAACCACACCGAGUCCGGAGGUUCCUCUAACCAAACCGGUUCCUGCUACAGAUCUCGAACCUGUUACUCUCAGAACUGAAGCUCCAAAAACCAUGGUUGUUACUGCAGUCCUUGAACCUGACGCUUUUAGAACCAAGGUUCCAGAAACAACGUUAGCUCCUAAAGCACAACGGACACGUCGUCCACGUCCCAGACCUAAAACUACACCUGAAGUGCCUCAGACCAAAUCGGUUUCUGUUACAGGCUUUGAACCAGUUGUUCUUAGUUCCGAUGCCCCAGGAACAACAUUUGCUCCCACUGAACUGCAAACUCUUAUUUUGAAACCAGUGACAUCGCCAAGCCUAGAAAUGACACAAAGUCAACCGGUUUCUGAUGUUCUGGAAUCGGUUACAUUUAGCACUGAGUCACCAAAGGAGACUAUAGCACCAGCCAAAACAGACUAUGUAUAUCCCACUGCCAAAGCACCACUCUGGCCAGAGGAGUCAAAGACUGAAGUUGUGGAAUCUAUUACAUAUGUGUCUGAACCACCUGAGACCACACUAGCACCACACAGAUUUUAUACUACUCCUGUGAGGCCCAGAAUAUCUGACAAGCCACACAUCAGACCUGUUUUGAAUACGACAACUGCAAGACCUACUAGACCUAAACCCAGUGGGAUGCCCAGUGGGAAUGGAGUGGAAACAGAGAUGAAGCCAGCACCCAAGCCCCCAGGUGCUGUUAGAAAUGUAUCGGUGGACUCGACCCACCCCACGAAGAAGCCAGGGACUCGCCGCCCACCCUUGCCACCCAGACCUACUCCCCCACGAAGAAAACCUUUACCGCCAAAUAAUGUCACUGGAAAGCCGGGAAGUUCAGGAAUCACUUCAUCAGGCCCAAUAACUAUAUCACCCCUGAGGUCGACAGUCAGACCUACGGGAACUCCCUGGGACAGAAUAGCCACAGAUACAAAGCAACCAACAGUUCCUGCCUCUGAAGAAGAACUGGAAAAUAUAACUGACUUUAGCUCAAGCCCGACAAGAGAAACCGAUCCUCUUGGGAAGCCCAGAUUCAAAGGUCCUCAUGUGCGAUACAUCCAAAAGCCUGACAGCAGUCCGUGCUCCAUUACUGACUCCGUCAAACGGUUCCCCAAAGAGGAGGCCACAGAGGGGAAUGCCACCAGCCCACCACAGAACCCACCCACCAACCUCACUGUGGUCACCGUGGAAGGGUGCCCCUCAUUUGUCAUCUUGGACUGGGAAAAGCCACUAAAUGACACUGUCACUGAAUACGAAGUUAUAUCCAAAGAAAAUGGGUCGUUCAGUGGGAAGAACAAGUCCAUUCAAAUUACAAAUCAGACCUUUUCCACAGUAGAAAACCUGAAACCAAACACGAGUUAUGAAUUCCAGGUGAAACCCAAAAACCCACUUGGCGAAGGCCCAGUCAGCAACACAGUGGCAUUCAGUACUGAAUCAGCGGACCCAAGAGUGAGCGAGCCAGUUUCUGCAGGAAGAGAUGCCAUAUGGACUGAAAGACCCUUUAAUUCAGACUCUUACUCAGAGUGUAAGGGCAAACAAUAUGUCAAAAGGACAUGGUAUAAGAAAUUUGUAGGAGUGCAGCUGUGCAACUCGCUCAGAUACAAGAUUUACUUGAGUGACUCCCUCACAGGAAAAUUUUAUAACAUAGGUGAUCAGAGGGGCCAUGGAGAAGAUCACUGCCAGUUUGUGGAUUCAUUUUUAGAUGGACGCACUGGGCAGCAACUCACCUCUGACCAGUUACCAAUCAAAGAAGGCUAUUUCAGAGCAGUUCGCCAGGAACCUGUCCAAUUUGGAGAAAUAGGUGGUCAUACUCAAAUCAAUUAUGUUCAGUGGUAUGAAUGCGGGACUACAAUUCCUGGAAAAUGGUAGAUGCUGCACCAAGUUACCUUCUGUUUCAUCACGGCAAACAAAAUCAUUGAAAACACUAUGUCACAUUCAUUUAAAGCUAUUUUGUUUACUAUGUAUAAAAUUCUACAAUCUAAUAGCAAUACUAGAUGUUUAUUAUUAGAAAAGAUUGCUAAGAGUAUUUAUCAGGUUUUACAAAGUCAUUUUAAGAAAGCAAGAUAUUGAUGUUAACAGAAUAAUGUUUUUGGGGAAGCUGGCUCCCUAUACAUGGUAUUUUAAGAGAUCGUUUGUAUAUUAUUUAUCACACUGUUGUAAUGAUGUUUUGAGAUACUUUUAUAACAAAAUUAACAUCAAAAAAGUUACAUACUUUAAAAAAAAAUAUUUACUUUUAUUGAUGUGUAUGCUUCCUAUUGAUGAAUUAAUUCCAUAAAUCUCUACUUAGUUUAACUUAUUGGAUCAAAUUAUCUUCAGCAUAUCUAUCUGGGGAAAAAAGGUCCGAAUAUUCACAUUUAUAUUUAAACUUCAAUUUUUAAAGCAAUAGCUGAAUAGCUUUUCAGAGGAGUUUAAAUAAAUAUAUUAGCAUGAAUGUGUAACUAUAUUUCCUUUAAACAUCCGCAAAUCAUUGAAAAGACUGAAUCAGUAAAUUUCAUUACAGCUAAAAAUGGAGUCUAAUAUAUUGUUUCAAAAGAUAGAUACACUUUUACCCAUCAUAAAAGUUACGGUAUCCGAGUAUACUUUGUCAAGCUAUCCCUUUACCCACUUGUCUUCAUAUUGUUUUUAUGACUCUAAUGAAGGUGUAUGUAGAGACUGAAUGUGAAGUCUGAGCACGAAAAGGUAAUGCAUGAUGCGAUCUCCAACCACUUUACAGGAUAUUUACUAUGCAUUUAUAUGUAAGACCUCUAUAAAUGAAUGUAUCGGAGAAUGCUUUUGUAACUUGAAUUCAAUCCGUAAUGAAAAUAUGACUCAUUUCUAUUAAAAAGGUAUUUUCCUUCAGGCAGGGAAUGAGAAUCCUUGCUGCACUGUUGCCGUCAUUCUGAAAGGACCUUUCCCUGUGCUUACCUUGCAACAUGCUUCAAUCUUCUCAAUGCUACAUUUUGUAUUUUUCAAACAAGUAUAAAUUCUGCAAUAAAGAGAUGUAGUUUUUUUUAAGAUGAGUUUUUAUUUUUAUUUCUGAAUGGUUCAUCAGUAUAGUAACUAUACCUUUUAUCUCAGAAGGAAAAUCACAAAGUUAUCCAGGCUCUACCAAACCCCACUUAUAUCAUCUGUUGUUUGUUUAUCUCCUAAAUUAACCUUUCAUCAUACCAAGUAAUAAAGUUUAUUUUAAACCAA
Molecule: messenger RNA, 3579 nt
Organism: Cebus imitator (Panamanian white-faced capuchin)
Lineage: Eukaryota; Metazoa; Chordata; Mammalia; Primates; Cebidae
Product: target of Nesh-SH3-like
Exons: 27
Coding region: 484-2274 (596 amino acids)
Biological process (GO): positive regulation of cell-substrate adhesion; extracellular matrix organization
Molecular function (GO): protein binding
Source: RefSeq, a predicted model, not a curated record